AUGGGGUUCUUUAUUCCGCAGAGUAGUUUAGGAAACUUGAAGCUUUACAAAUAUCAAAGUGACGAUCGCUCUUUCCUUUCAAAUCAUUUUUUCAAGCCUUUUUGGAGAAAAUUUGCCACUAUUUUUCCGUUAUGGUUGGCCCCAAAUCUGGUCACAUUAUUAGGGUUCUGCUUCAUUAUCUUUAAUGUAUUAACGACCCUUUAUUAUGACCCAUAUUUGGACCAAGAAUCCCCCCGUUGGACUUAUUUCUCCUACGCUAUAGGGUUGUUCCUGUAUCAAACAUUUGAUGCUUGCGAUGGUAUGCAUGCACGACGCACAGGCCAGCAGGGUCCUCUAGGUGAAUUGUUUGACCAUUGUAUUGAUUCAAUCAAUACGACGUUGUCAAUGAUCCCCGUAUGUUCGAUGACCGGUAUGGGGUACACACACAUGACUAUUUUUUCACAAUUUACAAUAUUGUGCAGCUUCUAUUUGAGUACUUGGGAAGAAUAUCAUACCCAUAAGCUGUACUUAGCUGAAUUUUGUGGCCCUGUAGAGGGUAUCAUCACUUUAUGCACAUCCUUCAUCGCCGUUGGGAUUUUUGGGCCCCAGGUCAUCUGGCACACUAGAGUGGCACAGUUUUCAUGGGAAGAUCAUGUACUUGAAAUUGAGACUAUCCAUCUGAUGUAUGCAUUUUGCAUAGGUGCCUUGAUUUUCAACAUCGUUACAGCUCAUGGAAACGUCGUUAAAUACUAUGAAUCUCAAUCGGACAAAUCUUCAACUCCAAACAAGGCAGCAGAAAAUAUCAGUAAAGCUCUAAAUGGUCUUUUACCAUUCUUUGCAUACUUCUCUUCAAUUUUUACUUUAGUUCUGAUUCAGCCAGCUUUUAUUUCUUUGGGCUUAGUUUCAUCGAUUGGUUUUUCGGUUGCAUUCGUGGUUGGCCGCAUGAUCAUUGCACAUUUAACUAUGCAACCGUUCCCAAUGUUAAAUUUUCCAUUUUUCAUCCCAACAAUCCAACUGUUCGUGUACUCAUUCAUGGUUCACGUUUUAGAUUACCAAAAAGAGCAAAUAGUCCUUGCUUUAGUUUGGAUGGGGUUUGGUUUAACACUUGCUAUUCAUGGGAUGUUCAUCAAUGAUAUUAUUUACGACAUAACUACAUUUUUGGAUAUCUACGCUCUGUCAAUUAAACACCCAAAGGAGAUUUAA
Saccharomyces kudriavzevii IFO 1802 is the source of this 1182-nucleotide messenger RNA. RefSeq names its product diacylglycerol cholinephosphotransferase (gene CPT1). The record is from RefSeq and is a predicted model, not a curated record. Gene Ontology annotation, cellular component: membrane. Gene Ontology annotation, biological process: phospholipid biosynthetic process. Bases 1 to 1182 code for a protein of 393 amino acids. The transcript has 2 exons. Gene Ontology annotation, molecular function: phosphotransferase activity, for other substituted phosphate groups. NCBI's taxonomy places the organism in Eukaryota, Fungi, Ascomycota, Saccharomycetes, Saccharomycetales, Saccharomycetaceae.